UUCAUAUGUCAGCUCUGUACCACAGGUGACAAGAAGGCCCUAACCUACAGACUAAGGAUGGCGGUUCAGCAGGUGAUCACGGCACAGCCCACAACCAAACUGAUUGGCAACAUCCACGGUCACCGCGACUGGUCCUCGGGCCUGUGUGGCUGCUUCAACGAUUGUGGAUCAUGUCUGAUGACAUUUCUGUGUCUGCCGUGCAUGGAGUGUAGGACCGCCUCCAGGUUGGGAGAGUGCUGUUGUUUGCCCUACUGCUGCCCCGGAUCCUCUAUAACCAUGAGAGCGAGAUUGAGGACGCUUGGAGGUAUACAGGGGAGUAUCUGUAAAGAUAUCUGUGCGCUCGCCUUCUGUCCAUGUUGUGCUGUCUGUCAGAUGUCACGAGAGCUCGAUAAUAUGGGAUUGUAGCCAACCAACUCCUGAUUUCGAUAGGAUCCAAUCGACAAUGUAUGUGGAAUGCUAUUGGUUGGAUACGACGUGUGCAGUGAUUGGUCGGCAGAGUUGCAUAUGAUAAGGCUCCACCUUUAAAAAUGAAGUACUGUUUUGUUGAUACGAUUUAAAUCAUACAAUUUCUUUUAGUUUAAAUCUGUACGUGCGAUUAUUAUACAUUAAUUGUUUUCCUGUUAAAAUGAAGUAGAAUCUAUUUGCUUUGAUUGCUUGUCUGAAUCAAAGAGAUCCCGACUGAGGUUGCGCAUUUAUUGAAUGUCAUUUAAUUUGCCACAAAUAAUUCUGUCUUCUCUGUUAAAAAACUUCAACGAUUCAAGAACAAUCCAAGACAAUAUGAGAUUAAAAUGCCUAAACUACUCUA
Mizuhopecten yessoensis (Yesso scallop) is the source of this 805-nucleotide messenger RNA. RefSeq names its product placenta-specific gene 8 protein-like. NCBI's taxonomy places the organism in Eukaryota, Metazoa, Mollusca, Bivalvia, Pectinida, Pectinidae. Bases 58 to 405 code for a protein of 115 amino acids. The transcript has 4 exons. The record is from RefSeq and is a predicted model, not a curated record.